AUUGGCUCUUAAUAUGAACACCGCAAGAUCUUAUCAAGUGGACAGUCUCUUCUUUUUAUGUGCACUAAACAGAUUUGUCUUCAAUCCAAAGGAAGGAGUAGAUAAUCCAGCCAUGGUCCAUGUUGAAGAUUCAGUACGUGUGGCCAGUCCCUUGCCCCGGGUGUGUGUACUGAAGAGGGAGGACGGGGAGCAUUUUGGAUUUCACCUGCGUGUGGAGAGAGGGCGUCCAGGUCACGUGAUCCGACAGGUGGAAUUGUUGGGCGUGGCUGGGCGGAGCGGGCUGAGGGAUGGGGACCACCUCCUAGAGGUCAAUGAGCUGUUCGUGGAUGACAUGGAGCACAUGGAGGUUGUCCGCAGGAUCCUGGUCAGUGGGUCCCAGUUGUUUCUCCUGGUUCUGGGCAGUGAGGAGUAUGAGCAGGCCAUGGCUCAGGGCUGGAACCUACGAGAGGUGGCCAGGGCCCAGCGGGGAGACGCUUGGAGACCUCCACGCCUCUGCCACAUCACAAAAGACCCCGUGACUGGCUUGGGCAUCAUCAUCCUGCCUGUGAAGGGUGAGAAAGGGAAGUUCACUAUAAGUCCAGCAAGUGGGGGACCUGCGGAGAAGGCAGGAGUGAGGAAAGGAGAUCGGCUUGUCUGGAUCAAUGGUGCCAUGGCUAGUGAAUUUCUGCAUUCUGCUAUUAUCAAGAUGGUGAAGAAGUGCAGCGAUCACAUGACCGUGCUGGUGAUUGACAGCGAGAGUGAGAAGAGCUACGUCCGCAGGGGGAUGCCCAUCGUGCCGGUGUUGGCUGACCCCCAGAACAUGGCACUCCGGCCCCGAAGACUGCGACUGGCGCAGGGCCACUCAGGCUACGGCUUCCUGCUCAGGCAGGAGAAGAUCAUAGCAGGGCGGCCAGUUCAUAUGCUGCGGGAGGUGGAUGCAGGCAGCCCUGCGGAGGCAGCAGGAAUUAAGGAUGGAGAGCUCCUGUUGGAGGUUAAUGGGGAGUCCACUGAUAGCCUGGGUCACGAGGAUGUCGUCAGCAAAAUCAGACAGAGCGGAAAGCAUGUCACCCUCACCACUAUGACUGUCCACGGCCAAGACUUGUACACUCAGCUGGGUCUAUCCCCUCUGCUCUUCUGUGAGGAUCUUUUCUCUGGCAAUGAGCAACACGAAAGUCCUGCUCCACAGGACCAGAGUCCAGCAGCUCUGAGGCUGCCAGCACCCUCUGCUGAAAGCCAGGAAGAACUGCGGGAUGAGCCCAGUCCUAGACUCUGUCUUCUACAGAGAGGCUCUGUGGGCUUCGGGUUCCAUUUGGACUGCAGCCAACAGAAACCUGGCACCAUCAUAAACCAGGUGGCAGCAGGUGGUCCUGCAGAGAGUUCUGGCCUCCUCCAGGGUGAUGUGGUGGUGGAAGUGAAUGGACAGAAUGUAGAGGAGGAGUGUAUGGAAGAUGUGAUUUUACUCAUGAAGAAAGAAGGACAUUCUCUUUCCUUGUUGGUGAUCGACAAACCAGGUUAUGAGUGGAUGAAGAAGAAUGCAAGGCCCAUCACGGCGGAAACAGUAGUUAAGACGUCUGAGGUAAAGGAACAUGGGAGUCCAUUGUCCACACAGCAGAUGCAUUAAUCCCUAAAAAUGCAAGGCUGCUUCUGAAGA
Messenger RNA from Electrophorus electricus (electric eel), 1630 nucleotides. RefSeq names its product NHERF family PDZ scaffold protein 4b (gene nherf4b). Gene Ontology annotation, cellular component: apical plasma membrane. NCBI's taxonomy places the organism in Eukaryota, Metazoa, Chordata, Actinopteri, Gymnotiformes, Gymnotidae. The record is from RefSeq and is a predicted model, not a curated record. Gene Ontology annotation, biological process: protein localization to plasma membrane. Gene Ontology annotation, molecular function: protein binding; protein-membrane adaptor activity.